Colletotrichum gloeosporioides is the source of this 657-nucleotide messenger RNA. RefSeq lists its product as uncharacterized. The record is from RefSeq and is a predicted model, not a curated record. The transcript has 4 exons. Lineage: Eukaryota; Fungi; Ascomycota; Sordariomycetes; Glomerellales; Glomerellaceae. The annotation marks the transcript as partial.
GGAAUUGUUCCGUCGCUUGCCAAGGCUGGCGCAUCCCGCAUUGUGCUUGUUGCUACCAAUGUCGAGGAGCUCAAACACAAGGGUGCAUUUCGGGCGACGAAAGAACCGAUAGCCUCCGUCUUCCAGAAAGCGACCGAGACCUUCGGUCCCAUCGAUAUCCUCAUUCACAACGAUGAGUUCAUGAACACGAUGGGCAAUAUUAACGAGGAAAAACCUUCUUUAUGGUGGAAGCAAUUGACGAUCAACACUCUAGGAACCUACCUUGUCUCGAAUCACUUCAUCAAGUCUCUCUCUUCCCCAGAAACUGCGGGACUUAUCAUCUAUCAAGCUGGCCGCUCAGAACUUCUGAGUCAGAAGGUGAUCAGCGAUGUCUCUGCAGGCUACCCCAAUAUCACCACCAUUUCUUUGAACCCUGGCUUGGUCGAUACAAACAUGCUACAGAUGAAAAACUUCGACUGGGACACCCCUGAAUUGGUUGGAGGUACCGUUGUCAGGCUAACUGGGAACGAAGCCAAAUUCCUGGACGGUCGUGUAAUCAGCGUCAACUGGGAUGUGGAGGACUUGUCCGCCAAGAAAGACGAGAUUAUCAGAGAAUAUUUACUGACGAUCAAGCUAGUGGGUAACUUCGGCUUGAACCAGUUUCAUCAAGGUCCCUGA